UCCGGAAAGACCGACGCAAAUUCCGGUUGAAACAUGGCUGCGCCCUGACAAAUGUCACAUUCGGUUUGGACAGCACGACCAAAAACAAGCAGUUGAUAUUGCCUAAAAUCUCAACUCUACUAUUAACUGGACACACUGUGCUGCUCCCCACGCCAUUCAAGACUUCAGAGGAUUUUCAAACUAUUCAGCAGGUAUCAUGGUCCAUCUAUCCUCGCAGCUCUUAAAGCGAUACCACGGUGGAUAUGUGGUCCUCCGCAUGGCUUUGGCGGGCCACAAGCAAGCCAACCGACCCUUUUACCGCAUUGUGGCGGCGUACAACAAGCGGGCAAGGGACGGCAAGUACAUCGAGCAGCUGGGCACCUACGACCCGCUGCCCAACGUGUACAACGAGAAGCUGGUCAGCUUCAACUCGGACCGCAUCAAGUACUGGAUCGGCUGUGGCGCGCACCCUACCAAGCCAGUGGCCAAACUUUUAGGUUUAGCGGGAUUCUUCCCCCUCCAUCCCAUGACAGUGACGGAGGCGGAGCGUCGGCGAGCCCAAGCGGCACGGACGGAACCGGAAAAAAAUGUGGAGGCGGAAGCGUGAUGACUUGUGAUGUCACCGCAGCGCAUAGAGACUGUUUUUGUACAUUCUAUAUUAUGUUUGAAGCACAGAGUCAACUAAUAAUUAAAAGUGAGGUAAUACAUCAA
Hippocampus zosterae (dwarf seahorse) is the source of this 690-nucleotide messenger RNA. RefSeq names its product mitochondrial ribosomal protein S16 (gene mrps16). Gene Ontology annotation, molecular function: structural constituent of ribosome. The coding region runs from base 197 to 586 and encodes 129 amino acids. The record is from RefSeq and is a predicted model, not a curated record. Gene Ontology annotation, biological process: mitochondrial translation. Lineage: Eukaryota; Metazoa; Chordata; Actinopteri; Syngnathiformes; Syngnathidae. Gene Ontology annotation, cellular component: ribosome; mitochondrial small ribosomal subunit. The transcript is spliced from 4 exons.